AAAAAUAUAAUUUAAAAAAAAAUAAGUUUAUUUUGCAGUAUCACUUCACUUUACAGCUCACAUUCAUUCUUCUUCACAGAUCGAAUCUAAAAUAUCUCUCUGUGAACUGAUGGUGAAAUUUGAUUUGUAAGAGCCACGAAUCGCCUUGCCAUACUAUAUGUCUGGGAACCUUUAUUUAUCUUUGCCGCUGCUGUAUGGUAUCAUCAACCAGAUAACUAUAUGUUACAAGGGAUGCAUUUUGGAUCUCGGUCGAUCAGAUGAUUGAUACUAGCUAUAUUAUGCUUUACCAGUGCCAUUAUGUCCAUUUGUCUGAGGAGAUGUCUAGGAAUUUGGCUUUUUUACAUUCUUCUGCUCUAUAUCUCUUUAAACAAAACUGGGGCUAUUAAUUCUGAUGGUGAGGCACUUCUAAACUUCAGGAAUGCAAUUCUUAGUUCCGAUGGGAUCCUUCCUCUAUGGCGACCAGAGGAUCCUAACCCAUGUAAUUGGCGAGGCGUGACAUGUGAUCAGAAAACCAAGAGAGUGAUUUUUCUGAGUUUGAAGAAUCAUAAAUUAAGUGGAUCUAUAUCACCUGAUAUUGGGAAGCUACAACACUUACGGAUUUUAACACUAUACAACAAUAACUUUUAUGGAACAAUUCCUUCAGAGUUGGGAAAUUGCACAGACUUGCAGGGAAUAUAUUUGCAGGGUAACUACUUAAGUGGGCAGAUUCCAAGUGAAUUGGGAAACUUGUCCGAGCUUCAAUAUUUGGAUAUCUCAAGUAACUCUCUCAGUGGUUCUAUUCCUCCUGCACUUGGGAAAUUAAAUAAACUCAUCACUUUCAAUGUAUCAAACAAUUUUCUGGUGGGACCAAUUCCAUCUGAUGGCAUGCUUAUCAACUUGCCUGAAAGCUCUUUCAUUGGAAAUCGUGGUUUGUGUGGGAAUCAGAUCAAUAUGGCCUGCAAAGAUGAAAAUGGAGGACCUUCUUCCAAUUCAAGAUCUAUAUCAGGCCAAAAUCAAGGCGGGAAGAAAAACAACUCUGGUCGACUGCUUAUUAGUACCUUAGCAACUAUUGGUGCACUUCUUCUAGUAGCACUUAUGUGUUUUUGGGGUUGCUUUCUUUACAAGAAGUUUGGUAAAAAUGGAAAUAACACUAUUGCAAUGGAUGUCAGUGGAGGUGCUUCAAUUGUAAUGUUUCAUGGGGACUUGCCGUACUCGUCAAAAGACAUAAUUAAAAAAUUAGAGACCUUAACUGAGGAACACAUUAUAGGCUGUGGAGGCUUUGGAACGGUAUACAAGCUUGCAAUGGAUGACGGCAAUGUAUUUGCUUUAAAACGUAUUGUCAAAUUGAAUGAGGGAUUUGAUCGAUUCUUUGAGAGAGAGCUUGAGAUUCUUGGGAGCAUAAAACAUCGAUACUUGGUCAACUUGCGAGGCUAUUGUAAUUCUCCAAUGUCAAAAUUGCUAAUUUAUGACUUUCUUCCUGGUGGUAGUCUUGAUGAGGCCCUCCAUGAAAGAUCCGAGCAACUGGACUGGGAUGCACGUCUGAAUAUUAUUAUAGGAGCAGCAAAAGGACUGGCCUAUUUGCAUCAUGAUUGUUCCCCUAGGAUCAUACACCGUGACAUAAAGUCAAGCAAUAUUCUGCUUGAUGGCAAUUUUGAGGCUCGCGUAUCAGAUUUUGGACUUGCAAAGCUGUUGGAGGAUGAAGAAUCACACAUUACAACCAUUGUUGCAGGAACAUUUGGUUAUCUAGCUCCCGAGUACAUGCAGAGUGGUAGAGCAACUGAAAAGACUGAUGUUUAUAGUUUCGGGGUCUUGGUGCUUGAAGUAUUAAGUGGAAAGCGACCAACUGAUGCAACAUUCAUUGAAAAGGGUUUGAACAUUGUUGGUUGGUUAAACUUUUUGGUUACGGAGAAUAGGCGACGGGAUAUUGUUGAUCCAAACUGUGAAGGGGUGCAGACAGAAAGCCUUGAUGCUCUGCUUUCGGUUGCGACCCAAUGUGUGAGUUCAACCCCCGAGGAUCGGCCCACCAUGCACAGGGUAGUUCAAUUGUUUGAGUCUGAAUUGAUGACCCCAUGCCCUAGCGAAUUUUAUGAUUCCGGCACCGAAUGAAGAAGCCAUGCACAGGAAAGGGGUUUUAGAAUCUGCAGCAGUUUUGUAUGUUAAUGUCAUUCAUUCAUUCUUUCUGCAGAUUUAUGUUUCAGACCUUUGGUUGAGUAACUGAUUAGAAUAUGCAUUGGGGCUGUUCAGUUGCAUCUUUUUUCUUCUUCUCCGAUUUGUCGUACCUCACUUUCACCACCUUUGUCCACUGAAAUUAAGUGUAUAUGCAAUCUGUAUAAAUUGAGAGUUUUUCUGUCUUCCCGGAGGAUUCAUGUGAUUACCAUUUUUGUAAAAUAUGUUGAAUACAAUAUCAAUAUUUUGCUUCUGUUUGAUGGAA
Mercurialis annua (annual mercury) is the source of this 2410-nucleotide messenger RNA. RefSeq names its product LRR receptor-like serine/threonine-protein kinase FEI 1. The coding region runs from base 298 to 2085 and encodes 595 amino acids. The transcript is spliced from 15 exons. Gene Ontology annotation, molecular function: protein kinase activity; ATP binding; protein binding. Gene Ontology annotation, biological process: protein phosphorylation. The record is from RefSeq and is a predicted model, not a curated record. NCBI's taxonomy places the organism in Eukaryota, Viridiplantae, Streptophyta, Magnoliopsida, Malpighiales, Euphorbiaceae.